AACAUUCUACUAUGAACAUUAAAAGUGUUAUGAUUUCUUAUAUGAAACACUCCAUCCGUCUCGAAAAUGUAAAGUGAUUAAGAGAGUUUUUCUAUGUUCUAAAAUAGUUCCAAAAUAUAAAAUAUUUUUAAAAUUCUAAAUAAUUUUUAAAUUUAUCAAAUACUUCAUAACCCAUUGUAUUUUAUAAUAGUUUGAAGUGUUUUUAAUUUAUAGUUUUGAUAAUAGUUUUUAGACAUAAAUUUAUUUUUAGUAUCUGUACUUCAUUUAAUACAAUAUAUAUUUUAAAACAAAAAUAUAACAUUUAUUCAGUUAUAUAUGUUCAGGAGCCACAAUUAAAAUAGUUGCCUAGCUGAACUUGUCUUUCAUCAAUAUUACAUAAUCAGGAUGGAUCAAUAAGAUUAUAUUUUUAUCCUUAAUUUAUAAUGGUUUGGAUACCAGGUUUUUAUUUUCAAAUUUCAAUUUAGAUUUCUGAUGGUGCAUUUAGAAAACAGGUGAAACGAAAGGGAAAUUAUAAAUCAUUGCAAACCAACAACAGAUCAAGAGAUAUGAUAUGCCUGUAUAAAUAUCAGUGGUUUAACUUGAGUUAUUGAUGUGACAUUGUGAUUCAUAGAUAACUCGACAUACUGUAUGAUAUUAUUUUAUAAGCUUAAACGGAUACCGGUCUAGAUUGAAUACCUGACAUUGAACCAAAAUGUAAGGGGUUAAGACAUUUUCUUGCGAAGUCUUCAACAUCAUGCGCGUGAGGUAAGUGUACAAUAAGUUACGAGGUGAUGAACUCCCACAGUAUAUUAUUUUGAAAUGUUACAUUUCUUUACUGGUUGAUUUCCUUCCAACUUUCACACUUGAUUAAUAUUUAACAUUAGUUGUUUCUUCAUUUCAAUUGAAAAUUUUCUAAAUAAUUGCACAGUGAAUACUACCUCCAAAUAUUAACUUGCAGUAGUUCCCUUUUAGCCAGGCUUUUUAUGUCCCAUUUUAAUUAUUAACCUAUAUAAACAACCAUAAAGCCUUCCUCUUCCUCCUCAGGAUCAAAUCUCUCCUUCCAUCACAAAACCAAGAAAAAAAAACUCUCGUUGUUGUGGUCUCUUCUUCAAACCUCAAAAGAAAUGGAGUUAUUCACCAAUGGCAACACCGUUAAGUUGCGGAGCCAUCUUGAUAAGUUUUUAGUCGCCGAGAGCGACCAAAAACACAUCCGUCAAAGCCGUAAAGGAGGAUAUACACGGCUCUCCGUUUGGACGGUGGAGACCGUCGUCGGUAAACCGAACCUGAUCAGAUUAAAAAGCUGUCACGGCACGUACUUAACGGCGAGCAGUAAACCGUUACUGUUAGGUAUGGCCGGUGAGAAAGUGACUCAAACGCAGUCGUCUAACAACCCUAUGGAUAUGCAAACGCACUGGGAACCGGAGGGAAAUGGGGUGUCCGUGAAGCUGAAAUCUUGGUGCGGCAAAUGGAUGAGAGCUAACGGUGGAUCGCCGCCGUGGAGAAACUCCGUUACUCACGACGAGCCUCAUACGUCGAGGACCAAGAACUGGUUGCUUUGGGAUGUUAUUGCCGUUGAUGGUCUUGAUCUUGGAAACAUGUCUGAUGGAUGUGAGAGCUCUCUUUCUUCUCCGGUUUCCCCAAGUCUCUCCCGUUUGGGUUUCUGGUCAGCGCCCGGGUCGCCCGUUUCUGCGGUCAGGUCAAAGAAGAGUUUAGGUCGGCUCACUUCUUUUGGUUUACGUGCAAUGUCUCCGAGGUGGUCCCCAAAACUUAGCAUGACUAUGUUCAAGCAAAAAGAGAAGACGUGGAGCUUCAACGAAAACGAAGCGGUAUCAGCAAUGGAUAUUUUUCAGAAGGCAAAAGCUAUUCGAAUACGUAGCAGCCACAACAAGUUUCUAGCGGCGGCGGACGACGAAGAAACAGUGUUUCAGAAAAAAAAGGGAUCAACCAAAAACGCUCAGUGGACCGUCGAACCCGUUUGCGAUUCGGCUCAUGUCAUCCGUCUUAAAAGCUGUUACGGCAUAUACUUAACCGCUUUGAACGAGCGGUUCUUACUCGGAGCUAAAGGGAAGAGAGUGAUUCAGCUAAUGCCGAUUCAACUCGAUUCAUCUGUUGAGUGGGAGCCGGUGAGAGAAGGGUCUAAGAUUUUGCUCAGGACGAGAAACGGUAAGUACCUCAGAGCUAACAGGGGACCUCCUCCGUUGAGAAAAUCCGUCACGCAUAAUAAACGUCAUUCGGCUACUCAGGAGUCGAUCUCGUGGGAGGUUGAUAUCGUCGAGAUCUUGAAGAAUCCUCUAUUCACGGAGGAGGAGAAGGAGUUUACUCCGCUGCCACAUAGGAAGCCGUCGAAAUCCCCGUUGUCAGUUUCGCAUUCCAUGACUCCACCUUUCCUCUCAGACAUGCAUGAUACAUAUCCUGAUGAGUCUCCAUCAAAAUCGGAUGGUAUGGAGUCUACUCCAUCCUCAAAGAAGAUACCGCGGCAUAGGAAGCAGUCUUCGAAUCCGUUUUCUCAUUCAGAUUCAGAUUCUGAUGAGUCUCCAUCGAAACUGGAUGAACGAACCAUCAGUUAUCAUUUUAAUCAUCCGUCUACUCCGUCUUCAAAGAAAACAUUACAUCCGCCACCGCAUAGGAAGCCCUCGAGUUCUCCUCAUUUGAACACUUCUUCUUCUUUUUCAGACAUAUCAAAUUCAAAUUUUGAUGAGUCUCCAUCGAAAUUAGAUGAGCAAACCAUCGGUUAUGAUCAUAUUAAGCAACCAUUUAAGGCGGAGAUGAAGUCUACUCCGUCUUCGAAGAAGACGAUGCAUGUGUCACUGCAUAGGAAGCCAUUGAAUUCUCCUCAUUCGAAAACUCCAUCUUCUCUUUUUGACAAAUCAGAGUCAGAUUCUGAUGAGUCUCAAUCGAAAUCGGAUGAGCAAACUACUACCAAUUAUCAUUUUAAUCAUCCACUCAAGAAGAAAAUGAAGUCUACUCCGUCUUCAAAGAAAACGAUGCAUCAGCUGCCUCGUUGGAAGCCGUCAAAUUCCCCUCACUCGAAGACCCCAGCUUCUCAUUCAGACAUAUCAAAUUCAAAUUCUGAUGAGUCUCCAUCGAAAUCGGAUGAGAUCGGUUAUUGUAAUAAUCAUCCAUUCAAGACGGAAAUAAAGUCUAUUUCAUCUUCGAAGAAAACGACGCAUUUGUCGCCGCAUAGGAAGCCGACGUCAAAUUCUCAUCAUUUGAAGACUUCGUCUUAUAUUUUCGAUAUAUCAGAUUCAGAUUCUGAUGAGUUUCCAUCAAAAUUGGAUGAGCAAACCGUCGAUAAUCAUGGUAAUCAUCAUUUCAAGGCAGAGAGAAAGUUUACUUUGUCUUCAAAGAAGACGAUGCAUCCCCCACCGCAUAAGAAGCCAUUGAAUCCUUAUCUGAAGAGUCCAUCUUUUCUUUUAGACAUAUCAGAUUCAGAUCGUGAUGAGUCUCAAUCGAAGUUGGACGUGCAAACUAUCAGUAAUCAUAAUAAGAAGCCUCCUAUGUUGUCCAAGAAGAAGCUGCAGCCGCCGCCACAUAGGAAUUUUUCAUUGCCAGUUUCACAUACUAGCACUCGGUAUUCUCUUUCAGACAUAUCAGAUACAGAUUAUGUUGAAUCUCCACUGCAACCGGAUGGACGAACAAUCUAUUAUCGUAUAGCUGAUGAAAGACACGUGGAAGACAAAUCCACUGGUGGAUAUAUUUUCUCGUUUAAAGGAACCACCGUGGUAGAGCUUACGCAAAUGCUACGAGAAGAAACAUGCUUGGAAGAUGUUGUGGUGUGCACUCGCAGUCCCUUAAAUGGCAAGUUGCUUCCCCUUCGUUUGCAACUUCCUCCUAACAACGAAACACUGCAUGUCGUUCUAGUACCCUCCAGUGGUAGCUUCUAGAGAGACGUGAGUAAUUCAAUUUUUACUUUAAGCACUCAUAUGGAGUUACUGAAUCUUUGACUUGUUUGUUUGUUAAAUUCAUCAUUGUCAAAUGAGUGACUGGCCUUUUGUGUGGUGAAGUUUUUGGUGAAGCAUAUGAUAUGAGCCUUAUAAGAAGUUAAUAAGAUAAUAAUAAUUGGUAGUUGGUACAGAAUUCAUGGUCACGGAGAUAAAAGUCGGCGUCGCUUUUGAGCAUUAAUCAAUCUUAGUACGAGAUAAAAACAUAGCAAUAGUUUUGAUAAUUGAAAAAAUUUAAUAACAUUUUGGGGAUAUAGUACAACUUGUUUAAUCAUCUAAAAUUGUUCACCAAACCACUAUGAAAACGAGUUUAAUCUUGUGAAAACAAGUGCAAUCUAAGAGCAUGAAUGGCUUCAUUCACUAUGAAAAAGUUUCCCAAAGAUUUUCUAUCCUGGAAGAGAGUAGAGAUUUUGUGUCUCUACAUAUGGGUCGACCUGAUCUCCCUUUGCCUCUUUUCGAGAAGGUACUUCAAAUGUUGAUCAAAAUGACAGGUACUUCAUGAUUCAAUCAUUAUCUUUAGUUUACUUCACUUGGUUAUAACUUAGUAGAUUCUACCGGAGAAUCAAGAACAAGACUAUGUUUAUGGUAUGCUUGCAUUCCCCUUAUUGGAGCUUGGUCAUUUAACGGAACCUGAGAAAGCUGCUAGGAAAGGGAAUGAGAUCAACAAAACAACUCUUGGGCUCAUCAAUGCGUGAGUUUCAAACGUUUAUUAUCCUUAUCUUUUUGUUGUUACGUGGUAUGCAAGCUUUUCAUUUGUGUGUUUUGGGGUGUUGUGUCAUGUUCUUCAAACUGAAUGUCGGUUCAACAAUGCAGUAAAAUUCAUGAAAGGAUGGUCAGCUUCAUGGGAUUGUUGCUUUUCCUUAAGGUGCAAAUUCAUUUUUAGACAAAUCAGAAUUACAUCUUCUGAUCAUCUCAAGAAACUUAUUAAAAACACCCAAACAUUUGCAACGUUUCAACUAGGUAUUCACAUAACUGGUGGCAUGUCACUGUCUGUUACUUGGUAGGAGGUUCUCUCAUAAGUAAAGUACAAGAAAUAUAUGAUAAUCAAGUAAGUAGUAUCUAUCUUUACCUUGCAUUUUUAUACAUUCAUUUGGACUUCUUCUGAAGUUUGCGCGAUUUCAAUGUUCAGGCAAUAUGGUACCAAGAGUGGCUUUUUGACAUUACAACAAUUUGGGCGUUGAUUAAAGUUGGCAACAUCUCCCGGUCAGUGCCACUCUCUUUUCUGACAUUUUGUUCAAAUGAAAGUUUUGUUUAUUGACUUAUCAUUUGACGCAUCUAAUUAUGACAAACAUGUAAUAAUCAUAAAAUGAGCAAGAAGAGACAAAAGUUGAUGCGGAAGGCGAUUUAGUUCGUUCUUGUUACUCAUGAGUUAUAACUAUUGGGAUUAUUUGAGUUUUUUUAUAUAUCAUAAGAUCGUCUUUCUUAGUUUACGUCAGCUUGCUGAAGCUGUUUAUGAAUAUGGAAAAGGAAACUACAAAAGAGCUCUAGAACUGCUCGGUCCAAAUUAACUUUGACGCUGCUGACCAUAAGGUAACACAUGAUCUUGGAUUGAUAAGAUAUAUAUCAUUUAUCAAAUCAUUACAUAUUGAACAAAACAAUGAUUUGGCCUUUUUCUUGGGUUUGGAAUAGGUGAUUGAGGCA
Molecule: messenger RNA, 5561 nt
Organism: Brassica napus (rape)
Lineage: Eukaryota; Viridiplantae; Streptophyta; Magnoliopsida; Brassicales; Brassicaceae
Exons: 10
Coding region: 1104-3863 (919 amino acids)
Source: RefSeq, a predicted model, not a curated record